Messenger RNA from Physcomitrium patens, 2410 nucleotides. RefSeq lists its product as uncharacterized. The record is from RefSeq and is a predicted model, not a curated record. NCBI's taxonomy places the organism in Eukaryota, Viridiplantae, Streptophyta, Bryopsida, Funariales, Funariaceae. Gene Ontology annotation, biological process: methylation. Gene Ontology annotation, molecular function: nucleic acid binding; methyltransferase activity.
UUAAACCCUCAACCUUGACGGUGUCUGGAAGCUGUUGCUGGAGUUAUUGAAGCUCAAGAUCGUGUGGCCCCGCAAAUCCACACGACCUUCUUUCCCCGUAGCUUCAAGCUCGAGGAGCUUGGCGCUCUUGCGAAUUGGGUCUCCAGCAAUCUAUCGAGGUAGCUCAUAAGCAGUUUACAGCGCAGGGAGUUUCUGGUACUCUUGGAGCUGCAAAGGGAUUACACUUAACGUGUUUUCUGCAUUGAAAUGCUGUUGCGGGUCCCAAUUUUGCUACGUAGGUCUUGUUCGAAAGCUGGCAACCAGUUCUAAAAUCAAAUGUAUUUGUGAGAGGUUCUCGAAGCUGUAGAAUGCAGGCACCCGCUGGGUUUUGACUUCGUGGGUAUUGGAGGCGUUGGGGAGUGAGUGGUGAGGUUUGGAAGGGUUAUUGACGUUGUUUGGCAGAAGGCUGUGGGUUUAGGAUUGUAGCGGACCUUCGAACGGUGUUUGGAGGGGCCGUGGUGGGGUACUAUGGGAACCUCCGUGGGAGUUGGACCCUUCAGGACUCUGUCUACAAUUCCAGCUGCGAUUUCGCGGUUGGAUAGAAGCAUCGGAGCCAGCACGACGACUUCAUUGAGGAAAUCGUGCUUUGAGUGGUCGUCUCCGUCGACCAAGCGUUUCCAGCGCCCAGGAUGUGCCCCAUUUAGCGUCCGAGCAGACGCUUCCAGUCGAGAAUUUGAGGAUAGCGUCAACACUUCGAGUCGCCCCAGCCGUUUUUCAAAUUUUGGUGUCAAGAAUAGGAUUCAAUUUAAGGCGAGAGAGGUGAGAAGAGGUGAAAAUGAGACUUUGACGAAAUAUUUUGCAACUUGCGCACCGGGAUUGGAAACUGUGCUUGCAGCAGAGCUUUCUUCGCCCCUCAUCGGCGCUCAGGAGGUAGAAGUUGGCAAGGCUGGGGUAUCUUUUGUGGGCUUGAAGGUUACGGGUUACAAGGCUAGUCUUUGGCUGCGUACUGCAGUUCGUGUACUAGUGCAGCUUGCUGCCGGGCCUUUGCCUGAAGGCCGUGGCCGGAAUGAUCCUGUCUACACGUUUAUUAGAGAUGCUAUAGAUUGGCCUUCAAUCCUUCUUGACGACAGCUCAUCCCAUACACAGCAACCAGAUUCGAAUGAAAGAUAUAGACCGAGGAGUAACUCUGGAGGGAGGGGCGAUGAGAUGUCCAACUCUCGAGCUGGGACUGCAACUCAUUCAGCACAAGCUCCUAGGUUUAGGAACUUUGGGGUGCAAAGCAGGGUGUGGAGUUGUACUGACAUUCACAACUCGGCUUUUGCGAGUGUGAGGGCCAAAGAUGCGAUCUGCGAUGCUAUGCGUGAAGCUUGUGGUGGCCAUCGACCCGAGCCGCCAGAGCAUGGAGGAUCUACGGCGGAUGUACCUUUGUUUCUCUUCCUGUUCAGAGAUGAGGCAGUUUUGUAUAGAGAUAUGUCUGGAGUCAGCCUUCACAAGCGGGGCUAUCGGGACGUUAUGCACAGGGCUAGUUUGAACGAAGGCAUUGCUGCUGCUGUUUUGACAAUAGCAGGCUGGAACCGGGCAGUGCCUGGAUUUGGUGAUGCAAAUGUGAACGCACCAGGCGAAGAGCGCGUUUUAUUGGAUCCCAUGUGCGGUUCAGGUACAUUUUUGAUUGAAGCUGCUCUCAUGGCUAGCAAUGUUGCACCCGGAUUGAUGCGUCGACAGUGGCCCUUCCAGAAAUGGCAUGAUUUUGAUGAGAACGCUUGGAAACAGUGCAAGGACAAUGCAGUAUCAAUGCAGCAGUCCUCGUUGUCUGGAGUGAGGUUAUUAGGAAACGAUAUACAUGCAGGGGCUUUAUCGUUGUGCCACAGAGAUGCGUCAACUGCGGGUGUUCGUCAUUUGUUAGAACUCAGUUGUAAAGAUAUUCAAGAAUAUAAGCCCCUUGUUGUACCCUCUCUUGUAGUAACCAACCCUCCAUGGGGAGAACGUCUCAUCGACUCGAGGUUCUGCAGAAAUGAAGAAAACGAGUGGGUGUAUGAAACCUGGCAAGGGCUCGGCCGGUUUUUGAAAUCUCAAUGUAGUUGUGCUGAUGUAUACGCCCUCAGCGGAAACGCCGAGGUUACACGUGCCAUGCAUAUGCGGGCUGACAAGAAGUGGCCCUUGGUUAUCGGUGGCCAGGAGCGCAAGCUUCUCCACUAUCAUGUACUUCCUCCCCGCAAGCUAGCAUAGAAAAAUUUUAGGAACAAUUUGAGGUGCGACUGCAAUUGGGUUUAGCCAGUAGCUCCUCUGUACACUAGACCAGGCUUCUUGGGUCAGGGCAUCAUCCCGAAGCAUUCUAAUCUGUUACAUUUGCUUUCUUCAAAACUGCUUAUUCCCCUCUCGGGUUUAAUGCUAUUUUUGAACCAACUCCAAGUACUACAUGAAUCGUGUAUUA